GGCCUUCGGGUUUUCCUGCCUGAGAAGAGCUGGGUGGGCAGUGUGAGAAGAGAGAGCCCUGGCUCCUCCAGGACCAGGCUUGAAGUAGGGACCUGCCCAUCUCAAGCAGUGUUCCCAGCUCUGGGCCUCUCACAUUCCUUGGGUAGAAAGCAUUUGGGGCACUAGGCUCCAUCCCCCAACUGCCACAGCAAGAAGGUCAUGUCCAGCCUGGGAGAGCUGUCUCUAAACUGACGUGGUGGUGACAGAGACUCAAGCAGCGGCCCCAGAGCCCCAGGGGCCUCUCGGACGCCCCGUCCAGAGCUGGCGGCUUGGGUGGGCAGCAGGCGAAAGCGACCCCAACUCUGACAAGCUUCCCUCCCUGGGCUGUGGACAGAGCCAAGCAAGCCACUGAGGGCCGGGUCCUCUCUCAUACCUGAGAACCAUGAAGAAGCGUUUCGUGGCGGUGGCCUUGGCAGCUAUCGUCCUGGUGCUCGUCAUCGUCGGCCUCUCCCUCUGGCUGUCCGACACCUCCAGUCCGUCCAGCCACGUGUACCCCAGGGCGGCCGUGGCCACAGACGCCAGACUCUGCUCGGAGAUUGGGAGGGACGCGCUGCAGGAGGGCGGCUCAGCCGUGGACGCUGCCAUUGCGGCCCUGCUGUGCGUGGGGCUCGUGAAUGCGCACAGCAUGGGCAUCGGGGGCGGCCUGUUCCUCACCAUCUACAACAGCACCACGCGCAAAGCUGAGGUCAUCAACGCACGGGAGGUGGCCCCUGAACUGGCCUCCUCGGACAUGUUCAAUAGCUCGGAGCAGUCACAGCAAGGGGGGCUGUCGGUGGCGGUUCCCGGUGAGAUCCGUGGCUACGAGCUGGCGCACCAGCGCCACGGGCGGCUGCCCUGGGCUCGCCUCUUCCAGCCCAGCAUCCAGCUGGCCCGGCAAGGCUUCCCUGUGGGGAAGAGCUUGGCAGCAGCCCUGGAGAAAAACCGGGAUAUCAUUGAGCAGCAGCCCGCCCUGUGCGAGGUGUUCUGCCAGGACGGGCAGGUGCUGAAAGAGGGGGACCGAGUGACCAUGCCACGACUGGCUGACACGUACGAGACUCUGGCCUCCCAGGGCGCCCAGGCUUUCUACAAUGGGAGCCUCACAGCCCAGAUUGUCAAGGACAUCCAGGCGGCCGGGGGCAUUGUGACGGCCAGGGACCUGAACAACUACCGCGCUGAGCUGAUCGAGGACCCACUGAGCAUCAGCCUCGGGGAGUCCCAGCUCUACGUGCCCAGCGCCCCACUCAGUGGGCCUGUGCUGGUCCUCAUCCUCAACAUCCUCAAGGGGUACAACUUCUCGCAGGCGAGCGUGGAGACGCCCGAGGCGAAGGGCCUGACCUACCACCGCAUCGUGGAGGCCUUCCGGUUCGCUUACGCCAAGAGGACCCUGCUCGGGGACCCCAAGUUCGUCAAUGUGACUGAGGUGGUCCGAAACAUGAGCUCCGAGUUCUUCGCUGCCCGACUCCAGGACCGGAUCUCCGACGACACCACUCACCCAACCUCCUACUACGAGCCUGAGUUCUACACGCCAGACGACGGGGGCACCGCCCACCUGUCUGUGGUUGCCGAGGAUGGCAGCGCCGUGUCGGCCACCAGCACCAUCAACCUCUACUUGGGUUCCAAGGUGCUCUCGCAGGUCAGCGGGAUCCUGUUCAACGACGAGAUGGACGACUUCAGUUCCCCCAACAUCAUCAACCAGUUUGGGGUGCCCCCCUCACCAGCCAACUUCAUUAAGCCAGGGAAGCAGCCGCUCUCGUCCAUGUGUCCAGCAAUUAUCGUGGACCCGGAUGGCCGGGUCCGUAUGGUGGUGGGUGCCUCUGGGGGCACCCAGAUCACCACAGCAACAGCACUGGCCAUCAUCAACAGCCUGUGGUUCGGCUACGACGUGAAGCGGGUGGUCGAGGAGCCCCGGCUGCACAACCAGCUUCUGCCCAACACCACAACGGUGGAGAAGCACAUCGACCAGGCAGUGACCACAGCCUUGGAGACCCGGCACCACUACACCCAGGUCACGUCCACCUACAUCGCUGUGGUGCAGGCCAUCGUCCGCACGGCUGACGGCUGGGCCGCCGCCUCGGACUCCAGGAAAGGCGGGGUGCCUGCCGGCUACUGAGCUGCAAGAUGCUUACAAAGGACUGAGACUUUGGGGGUUGGGCUUCUCCCAAGAGAGACAAAGCAGUGCAAUAAAUGGGGGCCACAGCACUAGGUGCUGGCUGGCUCCCGGUUUUCUGGGCCUCAGAAUUCUGUAUAAAAU
This is a messenger RNA of Artibeus jamaicensis (Jamaican fruit-eating bat), 2269 nucleotides long. It is a transcript of the gene GGT1, whose product is annotated as gamma-glutamyltransferase 1. Lineage: Eukaryota; Metazoa; Chordata; Mammalia; Chiroptera; Phyllostomidae. Gene Ontology annotation, molecular function: glutathione gamma-glutamate hydrolase. Gene Ontology annotation, biological process: glutathione catabolic process; peptide modification; regulation of inflammatory response. Bases 422 to 2128 code for a protein of 568 amino acids. The transcript is spliced from 15 exons. The record is from RefSeq and is a predicted model, not a curated record. Gene Ontology annotation, cellular component: plasma membrane.